Molecule: messenger RNA, 1270 nt
Organism: Rhineura floridana
Lineage: Eukaryota; Metazoa; Chordata; Lepidosauria; Squamata; Rhineuridae
Product: zona pellucida sperm-binding protein 3-like
Exons: 9
Coding region: 46-1218 (390 amino acids)
Biological process (GO): egg coat formation; binding of sperm to zona pellucida; positive regulation of acrosome reaction
Cellular component (GO): extracellular matrix
Molecular function (GO): acrosin binding
Source: RefSeq, a predicted model, not a curated record
GGAGGCCUAUUUAAGGAGGCUUUUUGUGUGUGUGGGGAGCAAAAGAUGGCUUCUUGUAGGAGAGUGAUAGCUGGCCUCUGGUGGGCUGCUGUGUUUGUUGAGUUGCUGGCUGCCCAGGCUGUGGCCCAGGGCCAAGGCUUGCCUUCUCCAACAGCAGCGGGUUCUAACCCUCGUGAAGUGACAACCGCCACGAUGGGAUUCUUCAGGAAGGUCUUUCACGCUGCAAAGGGUCUAGUGUGGAGCGGCAACUCCAAUGCCACCAUGAGCACAGCGACCAGCUUGCCAACACUUCCUAGCCCCGUGGCAACCAGUGCACAGGCUCAGGUCCAGUUUGUGCAAGGUGCUCAGCCCAACGAGGUGAAGCUGAAUUUCUCUCUGAGGGUCCUUAACGAGGACCUCAGUGUUGCCGCAGAACCCGGUAUAUAUGUUGAAGGCUCUGUUAUUUACCUUGAAGCAAGAGUCCAGGCGAGUCCAGGCCUGUUCCCUAAGCUCUUCAUUGAUGAGUGCUAUGGAACUGAUGCCCAACCCCAGAGCCAUUUCAGGAGGGUCUACAUAAUUGUGGAUAACCAUGGGUGCAUGUCCAGCGGAGAGUUGGAGGCGAGGUGGUUCCGUAAAGAUGACUCUGUGCUUGUGUUCACAAUGCCUGCGUUCUUGCUGACUGGAAAAUCUGAGGAGAUCUAUAUUCACUGCCUCCUGACAGCAUGGAGCCAAAAGAUUCCACCCACCCCUGGCAAGAAAGCUUGUUACUUUGACAGCAUCUCCUCCAGCUGGAAGAACGUGGAUGAACCUUCCAAGACCUCUGUCUGCAAGUGUUGCGACAGCUACUGCCCCGUGGAGUCUCCACCGUUUGGAAACGAGAAAGCAUUUUGGGGUGAAGGGAGACUACACAGGGAGGUGGUUGGCCCUUUGGCAGUGCACAGAGAAGAUGUCCCCUGGUUUGAAGGACAAUGUCAUACCAUGAAGAGGUUUUUGCUGGUGAGCGUUGCCUUUGGGGGCAGCUGUCUGUUGGCGGCCCUCUUUGCCGGUGCCCUCGUGGCUCUGGGCCUGGCCGUGUAUCGCUACUCCCACACCAGCAAACCCCUGAAGAACCGGAUGGAGCAGCCCUACCAGACAGAGCUGCAGACGGUGCUUGGGAGCCUUGCUGUCGACGAAGAUGUGGAGAAGGAAUCGAGCCUGGACUAUUGCAAACUCAAGAGCGACACGCCUGAGAAGGCCUAACCCUCUCCUCCUCAUUUAAGCAGAAAUAAAGAAAUGGUAGAACACUUCCUAA